GUCAAUAUGGCUUCGAAAGGACAGACCAAGAGUUUAACCGAGGAUGUAAUUUGUCCCAUCUGCCUGGAUUUCUUCACCGAACCUAUAAUGCUGGAGUGUGGACACAACUUCUGCCGCUCCUGCAUCACACAGUUUUGGGAAAGGGAGGAGAGAAACUCCUGUCCGGAAUGUAGAGAGGAGAUUGCAGACCGCACCCUCAGGGUCAAUUGGGCCUUGGAAAAUCUGUCUGAGAAAGCUCGAAAACUAAACCUGAAUCCUAAAGAGAAGGAGAGUAAAUUUUACUGCGAGGAACAUGAGGAAGAGCUGAAGCUGUUUUGUGAGACGGACAAGACACUGAUCUGCCUGAUCUGUGCGACUGCAGGGAAACACAAAUUUCACGAUUUCAUAUCGGUUAAAGAAGCCGUUCAAGUCUACAAGGUAAAAACAAACCACUUUCGCUCGUCUGUUUCUGUUGUGCCAUGUUUUUGCCUAAUCCAUUCACUCUUUAAUUCCCAGGAUCGGGUUAGAUCUUCCUUCGACUCUCUCACAAAAAACAAAGCAGACUUCGAGGAAAUGGAACAGCAACAGAAGGAGAAGAUUUCCGGAGUUCGGAAACAGUCACACAUCCUUCAGUCCCAUGUCACAUCACAGUUUGCUGAACUGCACCAGAUUCUCAUUCAGAAAGAGCAGCAGGUACUCAGAGAUCUCAGGGAAGAAGAGGAGAGGAUUCUAAAUCCAAUGGAGAAAAAUCUUCGAGAGAUUCAAAAGAAUUUAAAUUCUAUCCAGGAGGAGAUCUCCAGUUUACAGGAACAGAUGGAUCAAAAAGAGAGUGUGAUAUUUCUCAAGGAUGAAACUCGUCGGAAGAGGAGAAUUAGUGACGACAUCCACCAAUUGUCAGUGACAGACGGUGCCCUUCCGGUUGAAAAAUUCGAUCAUCUCUAUUUAUUGAACAGUGCGUUGAGAGAAACACUUGAUGACAUUAAUCGAGUCUCUGUCACCCUGGAUGUGGAAACGGCGAAUCCGUGGCUCGAGGUGUCUGAGGAUCGGAAGAGUGUGAGACGGAUCGGGACCCGGAGGGAUCUCCCUGACACCGGGAAGAGGUUCACGUAUUGGGCUUGUGUGCUGGGAUCGGAGGGAUUCACAUCGGGGAGACAUUACUGGGAGGUGGAGGUGACGGGGAAUCGGUGGUGGAAUCUGGGAGUCGUCGCAGAGUCUGUGGAUAGGAUGAGACGGGUCACAAUGAGUCCGGAGACCAGAUUCUGGAUCAUCGCGCGGGUUAAUGACGAGAUGAAGGUUCUCACCUCCCCUGUGUCCCGUCUCCCUGCCGAUCACAUGCCCAGGAGGGUGGGAGUUUAUCUCAGUUACGAGUCCGGGACAGUUUCAUUUUACAAUGAGGAGACCAAGUCCCAUCUCCACACGUUCACUCGGAAUAAGUUCACGGGGAAACUUUAUCCUUCAUUUGGGACUUGGCAUCAAAACGAGUGGCUGAGAACCUGUUCCGGUUCCGCUCCGGGUCUGUAAGCGGGUCUAGCCAGUGUAAAUAAAAAUGUAAGGAGAGAGAAAUAAGCACGAUUUGAGAAUUAUUGAUCCAUUAAUUUUAACUCGUUCACCGCAUCCGUCAACGGAACAGAAACACUGCGGAUUCAGCAGCAGCCGCGGGUGGCGGGUCCUGAGCUCCCCGGCUCCCCCGGUGCUAAAGGCCACCGGGACUGACAGGGUAACUGGGGCAAGUGGUGGUGGUGCUGACUGGGAGAGGGAGGUCAGGGUGAAUCUUGAUAACACGGGACAUGUAGGGUGGUAACACACAAAGCGCCGGAUAUUCACAGCGUAUCUACGAACAUCUCAACAACAGGUAUAUCACUUCGGAUACUGUUUUGGGGGAUGACCUGGUAGAGGAAAGUCACCGGGGUUGCGUCUCUGGCACUGAGUCUGCCUCUGUGAGUCAAAAGCGAAGCCUCGAUUGAAGGUGCACUGUGUGAUAGAGGAUUCGUCAGGGAAACAGAAAGGUGGCUGUGUGUGCGAGAAUGAGAUUUCCAGAUGAUAUGUUUCCUCCCGGGUGCCAGGGUCCAGGACAUCUUGGAUCGAGUAGUCUGUAUUAUCAAGUGAGAGGAUGAACAGUCAGAAGUCGUGGUCCAUGUAGGUACCAACGACAUGGGUCAGGCGAAUGACAGCUUCUGCUCUGGGAGUUCUGUACUAAGUUAAAGGGCUGGACCUUCAGCCUUGUGAUCUCAGAACUGCUCCCUCUGCCAUGUUAGUGAGAACUGGGAAGAUUAUACAGUUUAACACUGUAUUUGAUGUAGGCGGAGUGCAUAACAUUUUUGGAACAUUGGUCUCUCUUCCGUGGGAUGUGGGAUCUGAACCACAGAGACUGCUUGCACUUGAACUGGAAGGGGAUUUAUAUGGUUGUGGGAAAGUUUGUUAAUGCUGUCUGCUGGGGUUUAAACUAGUGUUGCAGGGGAAUGGGAACCAGAGUGCCAGAACAGCUAGGGGUGAAGUUAUAUGUUAGACAGAUAUUUGUAAGACCUCAGACCAAGUCAGGAAUGAAAAGUGUUCGUGAGACAGAGCCCUAACUAUGGGGGAAAGCCCCAAUGCCUUCUGGGUAGCCUCAGGAGAGAAGAGGGCUACGGAAGUAAACCCAGACAGAAAACCCGGAGUGAAGCCCCUCAGGCAGCUGGAUGUCCUACAGCCAAGGUGGUGCCAAAUAUAUUGCUGCAUAAGCUUUCCUUUGGACUACACUAGUGAGGCAGAGAGGGGGAUCUUGAUCAUGAUCUCCAGCCCUCCCUCCCCGGCUAUUGAUGAUGAUCGUCAUCACCCAUUGUCCUUCAAGACAGACGGAUGUCACCAGCAAUCGAUGGGGUGAAUGAAAGCAGGCUUUUUCACCUGAGGUGGAUGGGACUACAACCAGAGAUCCUAGUGUUGUUGAGCCCACUAGGGUAUCGGCUGUGCUGGAUUGGGUAUUGUGUAAUGAACCAGAGGUGAUCAGAGAGAUGGAAGUGAAGGAACCCUUAUGAGGCAGUGAUCAUAACAUGAUUGAGUUCAUUGUGAAAUUUGAGAAAGAGAAGCCGAAAUCGGAUAUGUCGGUAUUUCAGUGGAGUAAAGGAAAUUACAGUGGCAUGAUAGAGGAACUGGCCAAGGUUGACUGGAAAGGGAUACUAGCAGAAAGGUGGCUGGAGUUAAUGUGAGGUGAGAAAGGUGCAAGACAGAUAUAUUCCAAAAGAGAAGAAAUUUUCAAAUGGCUGACAAAAGAAGUCAAAGCCAAAAUAAAAGCAAAGGAGAAGGCAUACAAAGAAGCGAAAAUUAGUUGGAAGACAGAGGAUUGGGGAGCUUUUAAAAGCUUACAAAAGGAAACUAAGAAGGUCAUUAUGAGGGAAAAGAUGAACUAUGAAAGGAAACUACCAAUAAUACUAAAAACUUUUUCAAGUGUAUAAAGAGUAAAAGACAGGUGAGAGUAUAUAGAACUGAAAGAAAAUGACGCUGGAGAAAUUGUAAUGGGGGAUAAGGAGAUGGCGGAAGAACUGAACGAGUAUUUUGCAUCAUUCUUUGCAUCAGAUAAAUCUGGACCAGAUGGAAUGCACCCUCGUGUUCCAAAGGAUGUAGCUAUGGAGAUUGCGGAGACAUUAGCAAUGAUCUUUCAAAAGUGAAUAGAUUCUGGCAUGGUUCUGGAGGACUGGAAGAUUGCAAAUGUCAUUCCGCUAUUUAAGAAGGGGGCAAGGAAGUGAAAAGGAAAUUAUCGACCGGUUAGCUUGACAUCGGUGGUUGGGAAGUUGUUGGAGUCGAUUGUCAGGGAUGAGGUUACGGAGUACCUGGAGGCAUAUGACAAGAUAGGCAGAUCUCAGCAUGGUUUCCUUAAAGGAAAAUCCUGCGUGACAAACCUAGUGCAAUUUUUUAGAGGAAAUUACAAAUAGGCUAGACAAGGGAGAUGCAGUGGAUGUUGUGUAUUUGGAUUUUCAGAAGGCCCUUGACAAGGUGCUGCACAUGAGGCUGCUGAACAAGAUAAGAGCCCAUGAUAUUACGGGAAACUUACAUACGUGGAUAGAGCAUUGGCUGAUUGGCAGGAAACAGAGAGUGGGAAUAAAGGGAUCACAUUCUGAAUGUCUGCCGGUUACCAGUGGUGUACCACAGGGUCCGUGUUGGGUCCGCUUCUUUUUACGUUGUGUUACGUAGUCGUGCCGUGACAGUGGUACGCUUGUCACGUGACUGGGGUUGAAGCUAUAUGGGACUAGAGGUAAUGGUCUUGUGAUGGUUGAGUGACGUCAUUUUCUCGCUGGUAGACAUCAUGUGACAGGUUUUUUUUACAGGGUAUUAAAAGGAAGACCCCACCCUGUGAGGAGGGGCAGUUCGUGGCAGGAUUUGCCAUGUUGACUUUAUGCCACUGUGUGAUUUAAUGAGAUGACGCAGUUUAGUUGAAAGAUGAAGUUUUAUAUAAUGCCUAAAGUUUAAAAGGUCAUUGCCAGCAGUUUCUUUACAAUACUGCUAGUUGACAAUCAGUGGAGAGUGAAGAUCGGAGUUCGGGAGUUAAAGAUUGAGGAGAAUCGAUUUUCGACGGUGAAACGGGUUCGACCUUGUUUAAUCCUUAUUAGGAAGGAAUUCGUUGACUGUUCUCGUGUUAAUCUCUGCGGGAUAGCAGAAAAGAUUGAGGACAGUGUGAUAAAGGAAAGGUCAGUGCCUUUAAGCCAUUACGUUUCGUAAAUUCUUCGUGGGAAAAGUUCGACGUCGGGGAUCGAAGCAAAACAUCGUGAAAGAGAAUUUAAAUCGUCUUACAAAGUGUCUCCCGUAAAUGGACUGUGAGCAUUUUGAACUACUACUUUAAAGCACUGUUUUUGCAACAUCGCUUUAAGAACUGUUUAAGCUGCCGCACAGCAGCUGAUUUCUGGUUACGUUAGUGCUUGUUUACUUUUGGGGGGUUUGUUUUCAGUGUUUAAUAAAUGUGUUAUUUGUUAUAUAAACCCUUGCCUAACUCAUAUAUUUAUUGUUGCCUGUAUACGUAACAUAAAUAUGGGGGCUGCAUCUGGAUUGGAUCAUUUGCGUUUGAAUGCUUGCUAACUUUUGAAUCGGUGUUUUGGUCACGGGGAUAACUCGAUUCUUUUGUUUGGUUGGCUUGUGAGUGGUAUUCGGCAACAAUGAAUAUUAAUAGUUUCUGGCUUCGCCAGAUGCGGAGUUGUUAUUGAAGGUGAAAAAACCUGAGGUGUCUGAGAUAGCUAGUAAAUUGCAACUUAAAGGUAUUUUGCAGACUGCAUCUAAGGCUGUUAUACAGAGAAAAAUCGCGUCACACUAUGUGGAUUCGGGUGUUUUUAAUGAAUCGAUUUUAGAGUCGUUUCCAAUAA
Molecule: messenger RNA, 5303 nt
Organism: Hypanus sabinus (Atlantic stingray)
Lineage: Eukaryota; Metazoa; Chordata; Chondrichthyes; Myliobatiformes; Dasyatidae
Product: nuclear factor 7, ovary-like
Exons: 5
Coding region: 7-1500 (497 amino acids)
Molecular function (GO): zinc ion binding; protein binding
Source: RefSeq, a predicted model, not a curated record